This is a messenger RNA of Myotis lucifugus (little brown bat), 4967 nucleotides long. RefSeq names its product ankyrin repeat domain 27 (gene ANKRD27). Gene Ontology annotation, molecular function: SNARE binding; guanyl-nucleotide exchange factor activity. The record is from RefSeq and is a predicted model, not a curated record. Gene Ontology annotation, biological process: neuron projection morphogenesis; early endosome to late endosome transport. NCBI's taxonomy places the organism in Eukaryota, Metazoa, Chordata, Mammalia, Chiroptera, Vespertilionidae. Gene Ontology annotation, cellular component: late endosome; early endosome; transport vesicle.
GCGUGGGGCCGCGCGCUGGGGUGGUGGUACCUGAGGCCGGAUCCCAGGGGCCGGGUGGUGUCGCCGCUGCUCCGGGAAGGGCAGGGAGUGAAACUAUGUAGCCUUUUAAGAGUCUCGCUUUGCCCCAUCUGAAGUCCAUAUGGCUCUUUAUGAUGAAGAUCUCCUGAAAAAUCCUUUCUACCUGGCCCUUCAAAAGUGGCGUCCUGACUUGUGCAACAAGGUGGCCCAACUUCAUGGCAUUGUCUUAGUUCCCUGCAAAGGAAGCCUGACAAGCAAUGUUCAGUCUACUUGUCAGUUUGAGUCCUAUAUUUUGAAACCAGUGGAAGAACACUUUCAGACCUUAAAUGGAAAGGAUGUCUUUAUACAAGGAAACAGGAUUAAAUUAGGAGCUGGUUUCGCCUGUCUUCUCUCAGUGCCCAUUCUCUUUGAAGAAACUUUCUACAAUGAAAAAGAAGAAAGUUUCAGCCUACUGUGUAUAGCCCAUCCUUUGGAGAAGAGAGAGAGUUCAGAAGAGCCUCCAACACCCUCAGAUACCUUUUCCUUGAAAACCAUCGAAGAUGUGAGAGAGUUUUUGGGAAGACACUCGGAGAGAUUUGACAAGAACAUCGCCUCUUUCCAGCGAACAUUCAGGGAAUGUGAAAGAAAGAGCCUCCGUCACCACAUAGACGCGGUGAAUGCGCUCUACACCAAAUGCCUCCAGCACCUUCUGAAGGACUCUCACCUGAAGAUGCUUGCCAGGCAUGAGGCCCAGAUGAACCUGAUGAAGCAGGCGGUAGAGAUGUACGUCCAGCACGAUAUUUAUGAUCUGAUCUUUAAAUAUGUGGGGACCAUGGAGGCAAGUGAGGAUGCUGCCUUUAACAAAAUCACAAGAAGCCUUCAAGAUCUUCAGCAGAAAGAUAUUGGUGUGAAACCUGAUUUCAGCUUCAACAUACCUCGUGCAAAGAGAGAACUGGCUCAGCUGAACAAAUGUACCUCCCCACAGCAGAAGUUGGUUUGUUUGCGAAAGGUGGUGCAGCUCAUUACACAGUCUCCUAGCCAGAGAGUUAACUUGGAGACUAUGUGUGCUGAUGAUCUGCUAUCGGUCCUGUUAUAUUUGCUUGUGAAAACAGAGAUACCUAAUUGGAUGGCAAAUUUGAGUUAUAUCAAAAACUUCAGAUUUAGCAACUCGACAAAAGAUGAAUUGGGAUACUGCCUGACCUCAGUUGAAGCUGCAAUUGAAUAUAUUCGGCAAGGAAGCCUCUCUGUCAAACCGCUGGAGUCUGAGGGAUUUGGUGACAGACUGUUCCUUAAGCAGAGAAUGAGCUUACUGUCUCAGAUGACUUCAACUCCCAUUGACUGCCUGUUUAAGCACAUUGCUUCAGGUAACCAGAAAGAAGUGGAAAGACUUCUGAGCCAAGAAGACCAAGAUAAAGAUGCCAUCCAAAAGAUGUGCCACCCCCUGUGCUUCUGUGACGACUGUGAGAAACUUGUCUCUGGGAGGCUGAAUGAUCCUUCAGUUGUCACUCCAUUCUCCAGAGAUGACAGGGGUCAUACACCACUCCAUGUGGCUGCCCUCUGUGGGCAGGCAUCCCUCAUUGACCUCCUGGUUUCCAAAGGCGCUGUGGUGAACGCCACGGACUAUCACGGGUCAACUCCACUUCAUCUUGCGUGUCAGAAGGGCUAUCAGAGCGUGACGCUGCUGCUGUUGCACUACAAGGCCAGCGCUGAUGUGCAAGACAAUAACGGCAACACCGCUCUCCACCUGGCCUGUGCUCAUGGCCACGAAGACUGUGUGAAGGCUUUGGUCUACUACGAUGUGCAAUCAUGCAGACUAGAUAUUGGUAAUGAGAAAGGAGACACUCCCCUACACAUAGCUGCACGCUGGGGUUACCAGGGCAUCAUAGAGACGUUGCUACAAAAUGGAGCAUCCACAGAGAUCCAGAACAGAAUGAAAGAAACGCCCCUCAAGUGUGCGUUAAACUCAAAGAUUCUGUCUAUAAUGGAAGCCCGUCACAUGUCCUUUGAAAGGAGACAACAGUCUUCAGCAGUCCCUGUGCCACCCCCUCAACACUUCAUGGAUUCCAUCAGCCAGGGGUCCUCCGCCUCCAGCUUCUCCUCUGUGUCCACCAGCUCCAGAAAAAGGGAGCCCAAGAAGGACUACAGAGAGGUAGAAAAACUUUUAAGAGCAGUUGCUGAUGGAGAUUUAGAAAUGGUGCGUUACCUUUUGGAGUGGACAGAGGAGGACCUGGAGGAUGUGGAGGAUGCUGUCAGUGCUGCAGAUCUUGAAUUUUGUCACCCCUUGUGCCAAUGCCCAAAAUGUGCUCCAGCUCAAAAGAAGCUGGCAAAGGUUCCUGCCAGUGGGCUUGGUGUGAAUGUGACCCACCAGGACGGCUCCUCCCCACUGCACGUUGCUGCCCUGCAUGGUCGGGCGGACCUCAUCCCCCUCCUUUUGAAGCAUGGUGCCAAUGUGGCUGCCAGAAACGCCAACCAAGCUGUCCCACUCCACCUGGCCUGCCAACAAGGCCACUUUCAGGUGGUGAAGUAUCUAUUAGAUUCCAAUGCAAAGCCCAAUAAAAAGGAUGUAAGUGGAAACACACCCCUCAUGUACGCCUGUUCCAGUGGCCACCAUGAAGUUGCAGCACUGUUGCUACAGCACGGGGCCUCCAUUAAUGCCUCUAACAAUAAGGGCAACACAGCCCUGCAUGAGGCUGUGAUAGAGAAGCAUGUCUUCGUCGUGGAGCUGCUGCUGCUACACGGAGCAUCGGUUCAGCUCUUGAACAAGAGGCAGUGCACAGCUAUAGACUAUGCUGAGCAGAAUUCAAAAAUAAUGGAAUUACUUCAGGUAGUACCAAGCUGUGUGGCCACGUUAGAUGAUGUUGGCGAAACAGACCACAAGGAGUACGUUACUGUUAAGAUCAGGAAAAAAUGGAACUCAAAAAUGUAUAAUCUACAAGAUGAACCUUUUACAAGACAGUUUUACUUUGUCCACUCAGUCGGUCAGUUUAAGGGAAGGACUUCAAGGGAGAUUAUGGCAAGAGAUAAAAGUGUCCCUAAUUUCCCUGAAGAGUCUUCACAUGAGCCAGGAAGGCAAAAAGUCACACAGAAGCAGAAGAACCUAUCAGACCAGAGCACAUCGCAGACUGCUGACAAAGGAGAUGGUGACCAGCCAAGGCCUGGACUAAAACAAACUGCUCCUGGGAACACACGAAUGCUCCGGAGACACACUGUCAAGGACACAGGCACCGAAGGCCCAGAGACUGCUGACAACCCAACCACUCCCCACGAGGCUAGCGUUUCCCAGUCUUGAUAGUAAUAAGGAAUUAAAUUUGCUAUUAAGAAGUGAGUCCUUAACAAGAAGAUGCCGAGCAUGAAUACAGACAACAUAGAACUAAAUGUACUUUCUGUUUGGCUUGAGAGAAAGCAGAAAGUUCCUGAAAGCUUUCCUAUGGCCCAAAGAAUACAACAAAGAAAAAAAUCACCAUCUCUUUCCUCUUCAGAGCUAAUGAAUACCCUUGAAAAGGAAUAUACAAAAAUUCUAGGGGUGUCAGUUCCUUAAGAUUGGGGUGUUUCUUCUUUUUAAAAAAUUUUUUUAUUGCUUUAGAGAGAGAUGAAGGAAGAAAAACAUCAAUUUGUUGUUCCACCUGUUUAUAUAUUCAUUGGUUGCUUCUUGUAUGUGCCCUGACCAGUGAUCGAAUUCACAACCUUGGCAUGUUGGGACAAUGCUCUAACCAACUGAGCUACCCAACUAGAGCUGUUUAUUCUUACGUAUUAGGGUGCCUUGGUUAUAGUGAGACGUUUCACCACCAGAUUCUGACCUCCUACUGAAAGGUGCUAAACCUCUGUCAACUAUAUAAAUUAACAAACCACAAGCUAAAAGAAUUCCUCCAUCUGCGAUGAGCUGAAGAGAAGCAAUUUAGGUUUUAUGGUACUACUAGAGGCCCACUGCACAAAAUUCAUGCACGGGUAGGGGGCCUGCCGGCUGCUGGCCGGGGCCUCCCUUCCCUGGCUGCCGGCUGUCAGCCAGGGCCUUCCUUCAUUCCACACUGCCCCUAGUGGUCAGCGCACAUCAUAGCGAGCGAUCAAACUCAUGGUCCGUGGAACUCCCCAGGGGACACUUUGCAUAUUAGGCUUAUAUAUAUAUAGAUGGAAGCCUGGCAGAAAUGUCACAUUUGAAUGAAGAAAAUAGGACCUGGAAAAUGUUCCUUUCAUAAGCAACACUUGAACCCAAAGAUGCCUAAAUGCCAUUUUGAUGUUCAUUUUCGUAAGAAGGACAUAUAUGACCUAUUCUACACUAUGUAUGUGGGAAAAGGUGGGUAUAAUUUUUCUUACAACAAAAUAGAGCUAUUUGGUCACCGCACAUGUGCACCAAAAUCCCUUUGUUAAAAACCUUUCCUUAAAUGUCACCCUUGAAGGAUGGUGGUAAUAGAAAAUAGAUUUGGCACAUCUUUCCUUAGUUUUUUUUUUUUUUUCCUUCUUUUUUAGAGAGAGGAAGAGAGAGAGAGAGAGAGAUCGAUUUGUUGUUCUACUUAUUUAUGUAUUCAUUGGUUGAGUCUUAUAUGUGCCCAGACUAGGGAUCGAACCUGCAACCUUUGCAUAUGGGGACAACUCUCUAACCAACUGAACUACUCCAGCCAAGGAUUUAUUCUCUUUUGAUCAGAUUCAAAACUUACAGCACAAACCAGGUCAAAGUAACUUUGAGUUAGAAGUUAUUAUUGCCAUUUAUUCCUUUUUAUGAGUUUCUACUAAUUAUACUCUUAUUUUUUUAUUAAUUGGUCUAGAUCCAAAACAUGGGUUUAUCCUGAGUACAUUUUCAAAUAACUUUGUAAUAGGGAAAGGUUUUGUGCAUGUUCUUAGAAAUACUUGUGUAUGUACAAAAGGGAGGGGCUGAUUAUUUUUCUACAAAGUAAUUUAUGACUUCUAAUUUUCUAAUGUGCCUUGGGUAUGUGCCAAAUGAUGGAAAAGAAACAGUAAACUUUAUGAUUCUUGAA